AUGAAAGUUGAAAGAUCAAUUUUAGCUGGAACUAAAUCACCAUUAAUGCAAUAUGCCAUGCAAUUUAGUACUGUGCCACUUAAGCAAAUUUCAAUGCAUGAUCCACCAAAAAAUCCACCAGAUCUUGGAACUAGACGUCCAUCAAUAUUGGCAAUGCAUGAAUUAAGAUCUAGCGUUGCAUGCGAAUCUGUUUUGCCAUCAUUUCGCUUACAAACAGCUGUCAAUGUAGUUCCAUUGAGACAAAUAUCUCGGCAUGUAGCAUGA
Rotaria sp. Silwood2 is the source of this 264-nucleotide messenger RNA. NCBI's taxonomy places the organism in Eukaryota, Metazoa, Rotifera, Eurotatoria, Philodinida, Philodinidae. The record is from the annotation of a GenBank genome assembly.